This is a messenger RNA of Carassius auratus (goldfish), 1158 nucleotides long. Its product is annotated as protein FAM19A2-like. The record is from RefSeq and is a predicted model, not a curated record. The transcript is spliced from 4 exons. Gene Ontology annotation, molecular function: receptor ligand activity. Lineage: Eukaryota; Metazoa; Chordata; Actinopteri; Cypriniformes; Cyprinidae. The coding region runs from base 1 to 399 and encodes 132 amino acids.
AUGCAGGAGUGGGCGGCACAGAGGGUGUGCGCGUGGCUCUUGCUGGUGUUGUUGACCCUUCUGUCUCUCUGGGGUCAUCUCUCUGAUGCCUCGUCUCACCGCAGUCACAUCGUGCACGUGAAGGCUGGCACAUGUGAGGUGAUUGCAGCCCACCGCUGCUGUAACAGAAAUAAGAUUGAAGAGCGAUCACAGACGGUUAAGUGUUCCUGCUUCCCAGGACAAGUCGCUGGAACAACAAGGGCUGCACCCUCCUGUGUGGAUGCAUCUAUAGUAGCUCAGAAGUGGUGGUGUCAGAUGCAGCCGUGUGUGGAUGGUGAGGAGUGUAAAGUCCUGCCCGACCUUACAGGCUGGAGCUGCAGCACAGGAAACAAGGUGAAGACCACCAAGGUGACCCGAUAGUUCUACACUCCAAGCGGACACAACUCACUGCGGACAAAAGUGCUGAAAGUGAAGACUAACUAGAGACAGCAUUCAGCUUCAGCUAACAGGACCGAUCAGUAUUAGUCAAAGAUUAUUUGCAAUCAGAAUAUCUGAGGAGCAGACUGAUCUCCAGAAAUAUAUCCACCAUAAACAUUAGGACCGUCCUGGAGUUUGAUGUGUCCUCCUCAAUGGACCCCCUGGCCUUCCGGACGCUCGAUCUUCUGGGUGUGGAUCCAUAACCUCUGGAAUGUGUUCGCUGGGGGUCUCAAUGUACGUAUGCAGUUGUUGUAGUUGUUUUUUUUUUUACAGAAGUUUGGAUCAUCUAGACCAGUGCAGCGCAAUGGAGUUUAAGCUUUCCAUCAACAUGCUCUCCUUCCUUGCCCUUCAGUUCUUCCGACAAUUCCAUAAUCAUUCCUGCUCUACCUGAUAAGAAAGCCUGAUGAUUUCUUUGGAAUCCUUUAAACAGCAUUUAAACAUGUAAAAUCAAUCUGGACUUUUAAUGGACUCGUCUUCUGUAUAUUGUUUGUUUCUAAAUUAAAGCUUUUCAAACCCACAGUCUGAAAUAAAAGAAUAAAUGUACCAGUAUAUUCAAGAAAAUGUUUAAGUGUAAAAGAUAAAAGUGUUAUUUCUGAAAACAAGAAGAAUCAAGUUUAAAGGUUAUCAGUUUUAUUAUCAAGGUUUUUUUUUUUUUUCUUCUUUUCUUUCUUAUCCAGCCUGGUAACUUCUAUUGAGUACAUG